Vombatus ursinus (common wombat) is the source of this 2950-nucleotide messenger RNA. It is a transcript of the gene CLMP, whose product is annotated as CXADR like membrane protein. The transcript is spliced from 8 exons. The coding region runs from base 261 to 1382 and encodes 373 amino acids. Gene Ontology annotation, cellular component: membrane; cytoplasmic microtubule; cell surface. The record is from RefSeq and is a predicted model, not a curated record. NCBI's taxonomy places the organism in Eukaryota, Metazoa, Chordata, Mammalia, Diprotodontia, Vombatidae.
UUUUUCUUUCCAAACAGGGAAAAGUGUUUCCAUGCUGCUGGAGAGCUUCUCUGUCACAAUUUCUCCUCUGGGGAAGAGCACAAUCCCUGAUCUCUCUCCUCCCACUCCCACUCGAAAGGAGCAGGGUGCGCUCCAGGCCCCUCCCCGGGGUCUGUGGAGUCAGAGAAGGCAAAGACAGAAGAGAAGUCUUCUCUGACUGUCUGACGUGCCUGGGACUAGGGGAGCAACAGAGGGGAAAAGUGUCCAGUCCUGGAAACGGAAUGUCUUUCCUGUUCAUUCUCUUCCUCGUUUCCUGUUAUGUUGGAACAUGGGGGACUCAUAUGGAAAUCAAAAAAGUGGCUGAGGAGAAGGUCACUUUGCCUUGUCAUCAUCAGCUGGGGCUCCCAGAAAGAGAUACCUUGGAUAUCGAGUGGCUGCUAAUGGAACCUGAUGGGAAUCAAAAAGUGGUGAUCACCUAUUCCAGCCGCCAGGUCUAUAAUAAUUUGACUGAGGAGCAGAAGGGACGUGUAGCCUUUGCUUCCAACUUCCUGGCAGGAGAUGCCUCCCUGCAGAUUGAGCCCCUGAAGCCUAGCGAUGAGGGCCAAUACAUCUGCAAAGUGAAGAAUUCAGGGCGAUACCAAUGGAACCGUGUCAACUUGAAAGUCCUGGUGAAACCAUCUAAACCUAAAUGUGAGCUAGAAGGAGUGCUGACUGAGGGAGGGGACCUGACCCUGCAGUGUGAGUCAUCUUCAGGCACAAAGCCUAUUGUGUACCACUGGCAGCGCAUCAAGGAAAAAGAGGGAGAAGAUGAGCACCUGCCCCCGAAAUCACGGGUUGACUAUGAAAAUCCUGGGCGUGUUUUGCUACAGAAUCUCACUUUAUCUUCCUCUGGACUCUAUCAAUGCACAGCUGGCAAUGAGGCGGGGAAGGAAACCUGUGUGGUUCGAGUGACUGUGCAGUAUGUACAAAGCAUUGGCAUGAUUGCGGGUGCAGUGACGGGUAUGGUGGCUGGAGCCCUACUGAUUUUCCUCUUGAUAUGGUUGCUCAUCCGAAGAAAAGACAAGAAAAGAUAUGAAGAAGAAGAGAGACCCAAUGAAAUCAGAGAAGAUGCUGAGGCACCUAAAGCUCGACUUGUGAAACCUGGCUCCUCAUCCUCUGGUUCCAGGAGUUCCCGUUCUGGCUCCUCCUCCACCCGCUCCACAGCCAAUAGUGCCUCCCGAAGUCAGAGGACACUAUCCAGUGAGGCUGCAGCCCAGCCAGGGGCAGCCUCCCACCCCUACAGCUUGGUGGGGUCAGAAGCAAGAGGCCCAGAGCCAAAGCAAGUCCAUCAUGCCACCCUAUCCAAGGCAGGGACCAUACCCAGCACGGUCCCCAAUCAGAGCAGAGCCUUCCAAACUGUCUGAGUUGAGAUGGACCCUCCUCCCAAAUACUCUCCUGAUGAUCAGAGUCUUGGGAUACUCCUGGUUACUUGGAACUCAAUCACCAGCCACCCAGUCCCUUCAGGACAGGGAGAGAGGUCAUUGAGAUGACUACAAACAUUGCAAAGGACUUGCUCAUAUGAGUUCUUUGUUUCAACAGGGCACCAAAUAAGGAUGAUAUGUGAACUGAGUAACCUACAAAGAGGCAUUUCUUUAUGCUUUAAGACUGGAAUGGGCAGGAGAAGCUCAUUCCUACCUAUCUCUUAGCCAGGAUACCUGGAGAGGGAUGAGCAUGCUAGAGUCUAUUUGGCAUCACUGCUCUGAUUUACUAUUUCCAAUUAGAAAUAGGGUUUUGCUCAUGAUUUCCUACGCACCUGUACAGACACCUGUUGAGUUACUAGGUUUAUGCAAAUAUCCAAGCAGGGUUCACAAAGAUGUGGAUUAUUCAGAUAGCCUUAGAGUUCACUUAUCUGCCCAGUCUAGUUGGUUCACCACUUCUGAGAACACUGAAACACAGAACCCUGACUCUCAUCCUGGUUUUAGUUCACUUGUGGGGAGGCUUGGUCCUCAGUUUUAAGGGGGAAUUAAAGAGGUCCAAGAAAAAUAUGAAGCAAAGGAUUCUUUCCAUAUUCCACAUGCCUGGAAUCCUCCUACUUAAUGGCAAAGUUCUGUAAACAAACAAACAAACAAACUGAAAACUUAUCCAGGGACUCGAUAAAGGUAUUAGCGUUUUGUUUCGGGGGAUUUCUGAGAAAUAUCAAGAACAAACAUGUAAGGCAAUCUUGGCUUUUCUUUCUUUUCUGUCUACCAGGAUUUUUGCUUUGGGGAUCUAUAUAGGAAAAGACUGUUCAUUAUACAUUCUAAAAUAGUAUUAAGAAAGUGGUCUUCAAGAGAGAAGGGAUUUUUAGUGGAUAAUUCGCAUUUAUAGAGUGCUUUACAAUUUGGAACAUACUCCACCCCUCCCUAUUCCAUGAAUAGUGCAAAUAUUCUUAUCCCUGUAUUUCAGAUUAGUAAACUGAGGUUCAGCGGGGCUCAAUGAAUUAUUUAUAGCUACCCACGACUUGAACCCAGUUCCUCCAGCUCUUCGUUUAGUGCCCACUUCACACCAUGCUGCCUCUGAAUGUUAUAGAUGUCCCCUGAAAUACCACCCUUGUCUUCUCUUCCUGAGACCACAAGCAACUCACAUUUCAAUACCGAAUGAACAGAAAGAGGAUUGUCUUUUUCAUGUUUGUUUCUAAGGAGUGCUAAGAGGAUUCUAAGAAGUUCUGUCUCCACUUGGUGAAUUCUGCCUCUUACUUUUUCCAUAAUAGCUGUGGCUCUAGAAACUUUGGGGAUUCUUGGGUUUUGAAAGAUCCUACAGACCAGGGCUUGACAACCUUUCUGAUGGCAAAUAUUAAGUAUUCCCCUUUCUUGGGAGAGUGGGGAGGAAGGAAACUAGUUUUUAUUUUGCUCUUUCACUGGCUAAGCAUGGUGAAUAUAGAUACAAGCAAAAAGAAAGAUAAUUCCUGCCCUCCAGGAGCUUAUGUUCCUAGGGGGAUAGACAACAACCUAAG